AUGGAAGUUCCCCCGGCCGCGUUUAAAUACCCCUAUUUAAAAUACGUGGUCCUUUUCUUAUGGAUCCUUAUAACGCUCAUACUUCUGCACAGAGAUCUCAGCCGUUGGGAUGGACUAAUGGGGCCUCUUUCUCACCCAGGACUGGGUGAAAAUGGAACAGCCUCCUAUUUAAGUGUGCCCUCGUUGGAAAUCGAUGCCUAUACGCAGGGUUGGGAGCGUUUUGCUUAUAAUGCCUGGUUGGCAGAGAGAAUUUCUCUGUGGCGUUCCUUGCCAGAUUUACGUGAUCCCCGAUGCCUGAACUUGAAAUACGAUGAAGAUUCCGAUAGAAUGAAACCAGUGGCAGUUAUUUUGAUAUUUCGAAACGAGCAGCUCAUUGUUCUGCUAAGAACAUUGCACAGUUUGGUGGACAGGACUCCGAAGCACCUUUUUUCCGAACUAAUUAUAGUGGAUGAUCAUAGUGACACGGACUUCUGGAAUGAGAAAUUGUCGGUUUACUUCUUCGACAGAUAUGUGCUCAGGUAUAUUUAUUCAAAAGCGCGAAUACUUCACCUUAACAAACCAGUGGGCCUAAUUGAAGCUCGUGUUUUGGCGUCCAAGAAAGCCAAAGCGGAUAACCUGGUUUUCGUAGACGCACAAGUAGAGUUCACCAACGGCUGGUUAACUCCUCUGCUUAAUACAAUUUCGGAGCAGAGUCUUACCCUCGCCACGCCCAUUUUAGAUGGACUUGAUGAGCAGAAUUUGGCCUACCAUCGAUCUGUCGAGCUGCGUGGAAUUUUCGAUUGGAGCUUGAGACGACGGGAAGUUCCCCUGCCAGAGGAUGUAAAGAAACGGCUUCCUAGACCCUACGAAGUGGCUGCUGUCAGGACUUCUGUGUUUGCCAUUCCAGCUCAGUGGUUUCAGGACCUCUCGAAUUUCGACAAACAACUCCGAGGGUCUGGCGCCGCUGAGCUUGAACUCAGUUUUAAAGUCUGGCGAAGUGGUGGGCGAGUUGUUCAAGUUCCCUGCUCCAGAGUUGGCCACUUGCAGCCUAAGGAUCAGAACUACCUUAAGCGAUAUGGCAAUCUCCAUAUUAUGGGCAAAGAACUUUUAUGGAACCUUAAGCGCAUUGUGGAAGUGUGGAUAGAUGAUCCUCAAUCGAAAUCGGUUAUCUACCAUUACCUUCCCGAUCUCAUAAAUUUUCCAAUAACCGAUAUCAGUAAUUCACGUCAAUUAUAUGAAGACUACGACUGUCUAUCGUUUAUUGAGUUCAUAAACGAAAUAAUGCCAGAAUUGCUGCAGAUUAGGCCCACAAAUAGUACAUAUUAUGCCUUUGGAUAUGUGAAGCCUCUGGAAUUUCCUAAAAGCUGUCUAACAGUUCAUUCAAAAAGACAAACCGUUAGUCUUGAGCCCUGCAAAGCAAAUUAUACUCUUCAAAAAUGGAGUCUCACCCACCUCAAUGAUCUCCGAGUAGUUAAACAACUUUGUGCCGAAGUGCAACCCAAUCUGAAAUUGGGAUUUGAUUUGUGCCACAAUAUGGGAGGUCGGCAGAGUUGGCACUAUGAUGCAGUUAACAACCAUCUGAUAAGCAAUAAGAGGUGUCUGGAAGUGGAAGGUGAAUUCAACAUGUUUCUGACCCACUGCAAUACAUCGAAUAGAAAACAGAGAUGGAUACUCGAAAAUACCAAUUUAAGCGUCAUGCAAUCAGCAAAUACUUUAGGUUAGAUUAUGAUAAAUAUUUAUAAGUUUUAAUUACAAGCUACUUGUGCUUCGAAAACUACACAAACACUACCUCUUGAUACCUGCGAAAAUUUAUGGGCUCUUUAGCUAUACGGAUAUCGAUUUCGGAACACAUCAUUUAAAAUUUGUGUAUAUUAUAUGCAAAUUUCAAUCAACAAAUAUGAAUUUUUAAACUACA
Molecule: messenger RNA, 1894 nt
Organism: Drosophila takahashii
Lineage: Eukaryota; Metazoa; Arthropoda; Insecta; Diptera; Drosophilidae
Product: putative inactive polypeptide N-acetylgalactosaminyltransferase 12
Cellular component (GO): Golgi apparatus
Source: RefSeq, a predicted model, not a curated record